Molecule: messenger RNA, 1466 nt
Organism: Hipposideros armiger (great roundleaf bat)
Lineage: Eukaryota; Metazoa; Chordata; Mammalia; Chiroptera; Hipposideridae
Gene: MRPL3
Product: mitochondrial ribosomal protein L3
Exons: 10
Coding region: 156-1202 (348 amino acids)
Biological process (GO): translation
Cellular component (GO): mitochondrial large ribosomal subunit; ribosome
Molecular function (GO): structural constituent of ribosome
Source: RefSeq, a predicted model, not a curated record
GGCUCUCUUUCCGUCCCCGAGCGCAUCAGCGGACACCUGGCGGGAAGGCUCUGGAAGGAUAGCGGCGGGCGCGUGACGGCAGCCUGGGGACGCGGUGAAAACGGAGUGGUGGGGUCCCCGGAAGUGGAGCAACCCGAGCCCUCUCCGGCCCCUCCAUGCUUGGUUGGAGACUGCUGGCUCAGACCGGCGCCCAGGUGCUGGGCCGCGGCGCGGGGGACCUGGGUGCUCCCCGGGGCUCGGGAAACAGAACAGACCUCUGGCUUUUCGUUAGGAGUCUCCAUGGCAAGAGUGGUACUUGGUGGGAUGAGCAUCUUUCUGAAGAAAAUGUCCCGUUUGUUAAGCAGUUGGCCUCUGAUGAAACUAAAGCCCAGUUAGCAAGUAAACUGUGUCCUCUGAAAGAUGAACCGUGGCCUAUACAUCCUUGGGAACCAGGUUCCUCUAGAGUAGGCCUCAUUGCAUUGAAGCUGGGCAUGAUGCCUUUAUGGACCAAAGAUGGUCAGAAGCACGUGGCCACGUUACUUCAGGUACAAGACUGUCACGUUCUAAAGUAUACUCCAAAGGAAAACUAUAAUGGAAAAAUGGCAGCCCUAACUGUAGGAGGAAAAACUGUAUCCCGUUUCCAUAAAUCUGCAUCUAUAUUGGAAUUUUACCAAGAACUUGGAUUGCCGCCAAAACAAAAAGUUAAAAUCUUUCGCAUAACAGAUAAUGCUGUAAUUAAGCCAGGUACUCCUCUUUAUGCUGCUCACUUUCGCCCAGGACAGUACGUGGAUGUCACAGCCAAAACCAUUGGUAAAGGUUUUCAAGGUGUCAUGAAAAGAUGGGGAUUUAAAGGCCAGCCUGCUACUCACGGUCAAACGAAAACCCAUCGGAGACCUGGAGCUAUUUCAACUGGUGAUGUUGCCCGAGUCUGGCCUGGAACUAAAAUGCCUGGGAAGAUGGGAAACAUAGAUAGGACAGCAUUUGGACUGAAAGUGUGGAGAAUAAACACAAAGCACAAUAUAAUCUAUGUAAAUGGCUCUGUACCUGGACAUAAAAAUUGCUUAGUAAAGAUCAGGGAUUCUAAUUUACCUGCAUAUAAGGAUUUCUGUAAAAAUCUACCAUUCCCUACAUAUUUUCCUGAUGGAGAUGAAGAGGAACUACCAGAAAACUUGUACGAUGAAAAUGUGUGCCAACCUAGUGCGCCUUCUAUUACGUUUGCCUAACCUCAUUGGACAUGGAAGAACCUCGCCUAUUUUGUGAGCUCUGAUGAGCCAGAACAACAAUAUAACCAGGAAUUAUAUUUGCCUUCUUAGUCACAAUGUCACACUUGUCAUCUUUGUCAAGGGCAUAAAUAUAUUGCUCACCCUCCAACUGAAUUUUGUUUUAAAAAUUACCACAUUAAACAAAUCAGUUGAGUAGAUUGGAUAUGCCAGAUUUAAAUGGACUGGCAGUUUAAGAUGUUUAUAAAUUUUUCUUCUUUUAUUAAA